Messenger RNA from Octopus bimaculoides (California two-spot octopus), 519 nucleotides. RefSeq lists its product as uncharacterized. The record is from RefSeq and is a predicted model, not a curated record. NCBI's taxonomy places the organism in Eukaryota, Metazoa, Mollusca, Cephalopoda, Octopoda, Octopodidae.
AUGCUGAAUGACUUUAGUGUAGAGCUGCAAGGAAAAGAUAAAACCGUGACCAAUAUGAUCAGCUCAGUUAAUGCUUUCAAACGAAAAAUGCAACAUCUCUCCUCAAAGCUGCAGCGCCAUGAUUUGGCAAACUUAAAGAACCUCACAUCAGAACUAGAGACCCAAGAGAAGGCGUGUGUGCAACUUGAAAGUGCACGCUACACAGAGCAGAUUGACAAUUAUCUGUCAAAGUUUAACAAACGCUUUCAAGACUUUGCUUUACUCGAGCCAGUCGCUGCAUUCAUGUACUACCCUUUUCGGGAAGAUGCUGAGGUUGAUUCACUCGCAUCAAAAAUUGUAACACUGCUUCAUCUGAACUCUUCUAGAGUGGAGGAUGAGAUUUUGAUACUACAGCUGAAGUCCAGGGCCCAUGAACAGUUCUGGAACUUACUCACACAGGAAAAGUACCCCAACAUGAGGAAAUGUGCUACCUCCUUGACUGCAUUAUUCGGCUUCACUUAUUUAUGUGAGUCAGCCUGA